AUGUUUCAUGUGAAUAGAAGCCUUGGUUACUCGGGAAUUUCUCUCCGCUUCCAGCAGCCCUCAAACUUGAACAUGCCUGUCUAUGAGGUUGUUCAGUCACCAAUCUCUGAGGUCGGUUUGAAGGACCGCACCCUCCUUCAACCUGUGGUUGACCUGCAUACCGCGACAGAUGGGUGCAAUGGGAUGUCAUUUGGCACGACCGAAGAAGACCCGUCAAUAGGGUGGAUGUUUAUUUCAUGGGACUCUUAUGAGCACCACAAAGCCCUGAUUGAUAGUAUCAUUGAUAACCCGGCCUAUUCUACCCUGACCGAUAACCUCAACACAUUUUGGGCGAAAGGACCAGAGGGUGUGUCUAUAGUCCAUGCCACCUUCGACCAGGACCCAACGGCGGCCUUGACGGCACCGUGUACCGAGAUCGUCUCCUUGACGUUGCGGGAAGGAAAAACCAAGGAUGACCUGUAUGCCGCUUUGGUGGCGUUCCGCAACGCAGGAAUGGAAAAGGAGAAAGGAGUCCACCCACCUCUAGCGUGUGGUCAGACUCGGGAGGAUCCCAAUAAAUUCUUCUUGGUGGUUGGGUGGGAUAGUUCCAAGGCUCACCAAGAGGUGGUUAGCAACGAGAUAUACCAGCCUUACGUUGGACUCCUUGGGCAGACCGCAGACAUGCAGGUCGUCCACGUGUCGUUGAAGAAACAUAAUUAG
This is a messenger RNA of Cyclocybe aegerita, 699 nucleotides long. Lineage: Eukaryota; Fungi; Basidiomycota; Agaricomycetes; Agaricales; Hemipholiotaceae. The record is from the annotation of a GenBank genome assembly.